This is a messenger RNA of Acipenser ruthenus (sterlet), 1522 nucleotides long. Its product is annotated as heterogeneous nuclear ribonucleoprotein C-like. The transcript is spliced from 10 exons. The coding region runs from base 346 to 1266 and encodes 306 amino acids. NCBI's taxonomy places the organism in Eukaryota, Metazoa, Chordata, Actinopteri, Acipenseriformes, Acipenseridae. Gene Ontology annotation, cellular component: nucleus. Gene Ontology annotation, molecular function: RNA binding. The record is from RefSeq and is a predicted model, not a curated record.
AGCGAGGACGAGGUAUCAGUUUUCACAUCACAGCCGCCAUUUCGUGAAGAAAGUCUGAGGCGAGCGACUUAGAGGCGUAGAGAAAUUCAGUCCGAUUUAACAGAAAAAGCGAAAUAACAUAGCGAAUUGUAGUAUUAUUUUUUAUUUAUAAACUCCUGCGACUUUUUAGAACAGCGACAGGACCCUGAUGUUGCUUGCCCCGCUGACUUCUGGGAACGAGACGCUGUGAACCGCAGCCCUGCAGAGACAGACACUUGAUAGCUUCUAGCUCUGAAGCCAGACCUCCCUCCCAGCACCCCCCCACCCCCCCCCCCACAGUGAGAGUACCCCACAGCAGCAGAUAACAUGGAUCUGUCCCCAACCAGCCUGAUGGCGGGCAAUAUAACCAACAAGAACGACCCUCGCUCCCUGAACUCCCGCGUGUUCAUCGGAAACCUCAACACCCUGCUGGUGACCAAGGCCGACGUGGAGGCCAUCUUCAGCAAGUACGGCAAGGUCGUGGGCUGCUCCGUGCACAAGGGCUUCGCCUUCGUGCAGUUCCUGAACGAGAGGACCGCGCGCGCCGCCGUGGCUGGGGAGGACGGCCGCAUGAUCGUGGGGCAGGUGCUGGAUAUUAACUUGGCAUGUGAACCGAAACCUCAUCGAUCAAAGUCUGGGAAGCGCUCAUCUGGAGACAUGUAUGGUUCUUCGUAUGAUCUGGAUUAUGACUUUCAGAGAGACUACUACGACAGGAUGUACUCGUACCCGUCCCGCGUCCCUCCCCCUCCCCCUCCUCCCCCGUCCAGGCCGGUGGUCCCGUCCAAGAGGCCGCGGGUCAGCGCUAGUGGGGGUGGCCGUCGCACCAAGAGCAGCUUCUCGAAGGGCAGCCAGCGAAGCUCCUCACGCAGCGUGAAAGCUGAUGACCUGCAGACCAUUAAGAAGGAGCUGACUCAGAUUAAACACAAGGUGGAUUACCUGCUCGAGAGCCUGGAGAGGAUGGAGAAGGACCACGGCAAGAAGUCGGAUACGAAGAGCAGCAAGCCGGACGAGCCUCAGCCCCAGCACAGCAGCAGCAGCAGCAGCUCCAAGAAGGAGGAGGCAGUGAAGAUGCAGAGCGAGGCGGUGGGAGACUCGGACGAUGAUGAAGGGGACCUGCUGGACGAGGAGGAGGAGGAGGAGGUGAAGAGCCGUGGGGGGCGUGAGGAAGAAGAGAACGACGAAGAAGACCGGGAGCAGGAAGAGGGGGAGGAUGAUGGGGACAGUGCUAACGGAGAUGACGACUCUUAAGAUACCCUGCCUGCUCUCUGGCAGUGACUCCCCUCCCUUCCCCUGUGAAACGAAUUAAAUCAACCCUCCCUGCCCCUCUGAAAUUAAUUACAUCAACUCUUCCCUCCCCUCCCCUCCUCUCCCUGCCCCUCUGAAACUAAUUACAUCAACUCUCCCCUCCCUGUGACUGUGUGUCUCUCUGACCUGUCUCUUCCCUUUGUCUCUCCUGUUUUUAUUUUUGAUACCUCCUUAAAUAAACCAUGUGUUUUAUAUCCUA